AUGAGUCUCAUAAAAUCCAUAGAGCCGAAGGUGCACAACAUCCCGUUUCCAUGGACACACGUCCAUAAUAACCAGGUUGCAAAUCCGAAAGAGGAGGAGAGUAUUUCUUCUAGUCAAGAUAAAGUCUCCCAGUCCAACAGUAGCUUAAAGAAGCACCGGAGUCGCAGCAUUUUUAGCCCUUUCUUCUGCUGCUUCCGCAACUACAAUGACUACCACGUGGAGCCACCGCCCCCCAACAACAAGGCACUUUCUCUGCCCCCGCCGCCAGAGGAGAACGGCAGCCCCCCCAAGUGUGACCAGGUCCAGGUCAUCCCCAUCCCCAGUCCUCCAGCCAAAUUCCUCCUGCCCGAGGUCAGUAUAGCCGACUAUGGCAAGAACUGCGUGGUCAUCGACCUGGACGAAACCCUGGUACACAGCUCCUUUAAGGUAUGUCAUUAACUUAGCCCUCCUUUAUCAUCGUCUCACGUCAUAGUCCUGCUAUUUCACAACCCUGGAUGGAUAAUAGGGUGGUGGAAUAUAGAUGAUAAUAAUUACAGUGAUGUGGCGUCACCAAGCACCGUCAGCAUCAUCACACGUGAGUGCCGUGUGUCCGUGAGGGUACCAUGGCGCCUGCACCGCAGUUACAACAGGAUCAGCAGGAAGAAUACCUAACUGUUACUCUAACAAGGUGUCGUCAUAGCAACCAGUGCAUCCUCAGCAGCCUUGCAUCAUGCAAUUGAUCAGCAUGGGGUUUAUUUUAACCAAUGGAAACCACAAAUCUCCACAAUACAGCCUUUAACCAGCAGCUUACCUUCUUCAUCUGCUUAUAUAAUCGGAAUAAAAGGAUGAUUCCUGCUUGGGAAUUUAUUUGGAUGCAUGUUUUAAAAGAUUUUGUAAACGGUGCACGCUGCCAGAUGAAUGCAAACCCAGGAAGUCUGCCGCUGUGUGAGGAGUGCACAGAGCUGAACGCAAUCAGUCAGUCAGAGCG
Molecule: messenger RNA, 967 nt
Organism: Betta splendens (Siamese fighting fish)
Lineage: Eukaryota; Metazoa; Chordata; Actinopteri; Anabantiformes; Osphronemidae
Gene: ctdspla
Product: CTD (carboxy-terminal domain, RNA polymerase II, polypeptide A) small phosphatase-like a
Exons: 5
Coding region: 1-438 (145 amino acids)
Source: RefSeq, a predicted model, not a curated record